AUGGCGCCCCAAGCGAAACGACGAAAGAUCGCAAGCGCCGUCGAAGAAAUCAACUUCGAUCCCACAGCCAGACAUGAAUACUUGACGGGGUUUCACAAACGCAAAUUGCAGAGAAUUAAGUUAGCUCAGGAAUUUGCAGAGAAGAAAGCUCGCGAAGAGAAGAGGCAAGAACGGAGAAAGAUUCGCGAACAACGAGCAGCAGAGCUAGAACAGGCUGUAAUUGAGUCUCGAAAGAUGCUGGAGCAUGCUCGCAGUAGUCUUUCGUCUUCAGAAAGCGGAUCCGAGAGCGAGAACGAAAACGAGAAUGAGGAGGAAUGGGCUGGCUUUGAGGAUCCUCUUCCAGUAGACUAUGAGGAAGAGUAUAUUGAUGAAGACAAAUACACUACUGUGACGGUUGAGGAAAUGGGGCUCUCGAGAGAUGCUCUCCACGGAAUGAGGGAGAAUGAUGUGCCAUCAUCUGCCGAUGAUGACGGCAAAGAGAAGGGAGGUGUUAAAGACGCUGCUGGGGCCAAACCCGGUCGAAAACAAAGCAAUCAGAAGAAGAAGAAGAAAAAGUUUCGCUACGAGUCAAAGGAGGAGCGUAAGGCUACGCAGAGGAAGCAGAGAUCGGGUAAUCGAAAGAAAGCAAGUGACCGACGGGAACGUUGA
Messenger RNA from Talaromyces atroroseus, 648 nucleotides. RefSeq lists its product as hypothetical. The record is from RefSeq and is a predicted model, not a curated record. NCBI's taxonomy places the organism in Eukaryota, Fungi, Ascomycota, Eurotiomycetes, Eurotiales, Trichocomaceae. Bases 1 to 648 code for a protein of 215 amino acids. The transcript has 2 exons. Gene Ontology annotation, molecular function: RNA binding. Gene Ontology annotation, cellular component: nucleolus.